AUGGUCACCAGCGGCGCCAUCUACCACUUCCUCCGCCUUCUGACUUUCCCCGUCGACAUUCGCAACAUCUGUGUCAUGCUGGCUCCCGCAUGCUCUGGCUUGACUGCCUUUGCCGCCUACCUCCUGACCUCUGAAAUGUCCGACUCGCCCUCGGCCGGUCUCCUUGCCGCCAUCUUCAUGGGCAUUGCUCCUGGCUACAUCUCGCGUUCCGUCGCUGGCAGUUACGACAACGAAGCCAUUGCCAUCUUCCUCCUCGUCUUCACCUUCUACCUGUGGAUCAAGAGUGUCAAGGAGGGUUCCGUCAUGUGGGGCGCCUUUACUGCCCUCUUCUACGGAUACAUGGUCUCGGCCUGGGGUGGUUAUGUCUUCAUCACCAACUUGCUCCCUCUCCACGUCUUUGUCCUGCUGUGCAUGGGCAGAUACAGCCCUCGUCUGUACGUCAGUUACACGACUUGGUACGCUCUGGGCACGCUUGCGAGCAUGCAGAUUCCCUUUGUCGGUUUCUUGCCCAUCCGUACCAGCGACCACAUGGCUGCUCUCGGUAUGUUGCCGAUUUCUCCAUUGAACCUUCUCUCCUGA
Messenger RNA from Aureobasidium vineae, 579 nucleotides. The record is from the annotation of a GenBank genome assembly. NCBI's taxonomy places the organism in Eukaryota, Fungi, Ascomycota, Dothideomycetes, Dothideales, Saccotheciaceae.